UGAAACACAAAAAAGUUUGACAUCAACGCCAGGUAACCCUUCUUCAAUUCUCUCUCUUCUUCCGUUUCUUCCAUUUACAUACACCCUUUUUAGCCCUUUUGUGUAUACGUAAUCCAUUAUUGAGUCUAUUCGUUGUUUCUCAAAUGUAAUUAGACUUACAUAUAAUAGCUGUAAAAGGGGCAUUAGCUAUCAAAGACCAUGUGGGGUUUAAGCUAUUUGCAAAAUCUGUGGCCUUUUUCUGUAAUAAAACCCGAUGAUUUGAGAAUUUCUGACGGGUUAGUUAGGAAAUUAUCAGUACCCGAAAACACAAAACAGUUUGUUUACGCGAUUCGAGAGCCCGAAUCACAGGCUGUAAUAUACGUAUUGUGUGUUCAGAAUUUAUCUGAGCGGUCUGCUGUAGAUGCCCAGUGUUUAAUUAGAGAAGUUAAGCCUGAGGCUGUAGUCGUCCAAGUGGGUAAUUCAGUAGAUGGUGAUCAAAAAGAGGAACUUUUGUUGAGUAAUAGUGGUAAUUUUGAGGAGGAGGAGGAGGAUUCGGUACCGACUUCAUCGAUUGAGGUGUUGAAGAGGUGUUUUGUGCAUAAAAUUAAUAAGGAUAAGUAUGAGAAUGUUGCGGGGCGGGUUGUUUUGAGGGAGAUAUUUGGUGUUGGGUUUGAUGGGCAUUUAUCUGCUGCUAAGAAAGCAGCUGAAGAAGUUGGUUCGUCUUUCUUGUUGCUCGAGUCACCUUUUGUUAAAUGCAGCGCGUCUAAUGAGUGUUCUAAUGUGGGGGACGAGGGGUACGAGAAUAGGUUUGGAGUGUUUGGUUUAGAGGCUGGUAAUAGUCUGGUUCCUCUAAGAACGGGGUUAUUGGUGUCAGCAAAUUCGCGUGCAUUUUCUGUUACGAAUGAUGUUCAGUCUCAAAUGGUGAGGUUGUUGUCGUCGCAUUUGGUCAAUUCAGGUUCCUUGCUAAAGAUGGGGUCUGAGGAUGUUCCGCUGCAGUUGAAUUAUCAAGUACCACAGUUUGCACAGUCUGUUUAUCCAUUGCUGUCUGAUCUACAUGAUAUCUUUGUUGAUAUUCCCUCAAUAGGAAGAGCUCUAGCUUGUGCUCAGAAGAUGUUUAAUGAUGUUUGCAAUGGAAAUGCUGUUGAUACGAAUCUCCUUUCUGAGGUUUAUGUCUUCAAGAUUGCAGUCGAAGGAUUGAGAAUAGCUUUAAAUAAUGCUGGUCGGCUCCCUCUUAGUAAAAUGGGGUAUCAUACAACUGAAUUUUCUGAGCUUUCUACUGAGGACAAGUCGCACGCCCUUCUUGCACAGGCCCUCCGAACCCAGGCCGAGAAGUUCAAAUCAAUAGUUGCAGUAGUAGAUGCCAGUGGCUUAGCUGGACUAAGGAAGCACUGGAAAAUUAUUAUACCUGAGGAAGUUAAGGAAAUUGUUGAGCAGCUGGUCACUGACUCUGAAAGCGAUGGGGACAACUCGAAUCGAAGUGACAGAAAAGGGUUAUUAGCUGUUAAGCCAGUGGUAGCUGUUGGGGCUGGUGCAACAGCAGUUUUAGGAGCUUCUUCGUUUUCUAAAGUUGUUCCUGCAUCUACAAUAGUGAAGGUUGUUACCUUCAAAGUCCCUGCUUCUCUGAAACUCAUGAUUACUCAAACUCAAAAGGCCCUUGCUCUUGCAUUUGGGAAGUCAAACGUGGUAGCCCCUGGAAUGGCAAGUUCUGGUGUGAAAUCAUCUGUCCUUAAGGCAACUGCCUCAGCGGAGAAAAUUCGUGCCGUGGCUCACGGAGUUAUAGCCUCUGCAGAGAAAACUAGCCUCUCAGCCAUGAGAACGGCUUUCUAUGAAAUUAUGAGGAAACGCCGAGUACGACCAGUUGGCUUUCUGCCAUGGGCUACCUUUGGGUGCAGUGUAGCCACUUGUGCAAGCUUGCUUGUCUAUGGAGAUGGAAUAGAAUGUGCUGCUGAAUCUCUUCCAGCAGCUCCUUCAAUUGCCAGUUUGGGUCGUGGAAUCCAAAGUUUACAUCAGGCUUCUGAGGCAGUGAAACAAACAGAAAACUCCAGGAUACAAAAGUCAAUAGAGUCUCUUGUGUACAGAUUUAAGAAGAUAAGUAUCUCAUAAUGUGUUCAUUUCCUUGGUUAAGUACAUGUUAGUUCAAAAUCGAGCCCUUAAUUUUCCGUGCAAAUAGAUUUUAGCUAAGAGGUGCAAUUUAUGAUACCUGGAUUUUUGUCUGUACACCACAUGCUUGGCAACAAAUUUCAAUUAAUGAGAUGGUUGAGGUUUGGAGGAUUUCUCACCAUGUUGAUUGUAAUCCUAUCAUGGAUUUCUAUCAAAAGCUAGCGUAACAACUUUUACAUUGGGAUCAAAUUUACCAGAUUCUGUAACAUUAAUAAUGCAGUAAUUUGUAUCUAUUAUGAAUUCUGAAAUUUAAUAUCAUUAGUUGAUGCACUAUUAAGUUCCCUUUCUCCUUUUUUCUAAAUUCUAAAUGCUGCCAAUCUUUUACUAAUACUUAAUCAAGUGGAAUUUUUUUUUAACAAGUAAUUCCUUAUUAUCUAUCAGAAAUCUUUUAAAAUCUCUAUGGAACUUUACAACCAAAAUUUCAAGGUGAGGCCUCUGUUAAAGGGUACUUAGGAUCCAAAAUGAUUGCACAAGGCUAUCGUGUUAAGCUUGUUGGGAAAUUUGUGAGCUGAGCUAGACUCUCUGCUGUCAUUCUUCUGUUAUGAAGGGCGCUGAGUGUGGACUCGGGCAAGAACCAAAGUGAGAACAAACGAAACGACUGUGGAUGACAAUAAAAUAAGAAUGAAACAACAGUGGAGGACAAAACAAUGAAUUGAAGACCAAAGGAUUUAUAAAAAUCACAACAGUUCAUAAAGCCUAAAGUCUGAAAGAAAAAGGAUCCCUAAAUAAGGACAUAAUCUAUGGAAGACAUUCUACACCUGGCUCUGGUUGCGUUAAUCCCUCCAGCUAAGAGGAAGUUUGUCCCUUUAGUUUUUUCCAUGAUUGAUUGGAUGGCUAUUGGCCUGUCAAACUUGUCCAAUCUUUCUUUUCUGUUUCAGCGAAAGCAAAACUUCUGGAAUCUUAUAGGUUUUCAAUGUUAAUAAUGAAGCCAUACACUUUGAAGUUGGAGAAAAUACCAGCUUCUCAGUAAGGUUGUCAUGGCAUACUACAUCCAUCGCGUGAACCUCCACAGCCUUCUUCCUUUUGUAAAUUCUGACUGAGGUUCACACUCUCAGUCUCAGAUCACAGAUCAUGAGUAUAUUUAUCUUUAGGUGGAUGGAAACACUAGAAACACAUAAUCUAGAGAAGUGCUGGAAAUGCACCAGCACCAAUGGUCUUCCAUGGACUAUCUUGUGGGAUCAUUGAAACAAUUUUACAGCUUGGAGUCUCGCCUUGGAUAACUAUAGAGAAUUUUGUUUCCUGAUACACCAAAUGUAAUGACCUAAAGCGAGAUCCUGACAUCAUUGAUGCUGAAGCCCGUUCCCGGGGAUUGAAUAACCUUUUGGAAUAUUCUAGCUGUUUCAUACAUAAAGUUCACUUUUACUGAAGAACAGGUUAACAAAAUUUUCUCCUCCAGUAUUAUAAUAUAUAGAAAAUCUAGCAAAGGCAUACUCUCAUAAUCCUGGAAUGACUUCAUUAAGCUGCUUCCUCAUGGCUGGAAAAGUCAAUCUAAGAGCUGGUGAUGUGGUUUCUGCUCUUUAUCAAGGAAAGUUUUGUGCUGUUUUGACCGAAGGUAAAUCUACGUUGCAUGGAUUGAAGGCCAAACUGCUUUUAGCUCCUGGUAAGUGUCUUGAUACAUUGCUUGUCAAACA
Messenger RNA from Nicotiana attenuata, 3770 nucleotides. RefSeq lists its product as uncharacterized. The transcript has a single exon. NCBI's taxonomy places the organism in Eukaryota, Viridiplantae, Streptophyta, Magnoliopsida, Solanales, Solanaceae. Bases 199 to 2082 code for a protein of 627 amino acids. The record is from RefSeq and is a predicted model, not a curated record.